UUCCUCAGCAGAGGCCCUGCAGGGCUGUGAGAAGACUGUAAAUGCUUUGACAAACAUACACACACGGGCAAUACACUGUGAGCGAAAUUCAAGGAGUUCCGUGAUGCACACCAAAUUCAAUAUACAGAAGACAAUAAGACCUCUCCUCUGCAUGGUGCCAGAUUAUCGUCGUCACCUCCAGUGUGUGAUCGGACCAGAACCAGCUCCUCAGCCGGUCGCCACCCGGCCUCCAGCACCUCUGUCACCCCACACAACCCUGACUACCUGAUCCAGCUUCCCAUGUAAACCGAGAGUGCCGACAGCCGAGAGCUCCGCACCGCUCUCCAUCUCUCCGCUCCGCACUGCGAUUCGGUGAGGUGACGGCUCUCCCGGCAGGACACUAAACCAGCUCAUCUCACCCCCCCUACCACACACACACACACACACACCUGGAAGGAACCGUCGGGGGCACGGAGACGCGUUUUCUGAGGAGAGAGACCCCCGAGCGCGGACGACAAAUGUUCGAGACCCGCGGCCGGUGCCCCCAGACCCGACGGGGAGGGAGACCAGCAGCGCAGUGAUGGGACAGUUUUCGGGAGGAUGCUACCUGAGUUUUGGCGUCCUGGUGCUUCUCGCCUCGCGGGUCCCGGCCACGUCAGCGAAAGGUCCCCGAGGUGAAUCCCUGCAGCAUGGCCAGUCGGGGACACUGCCCCACUUCCUGGAGGAGCCCGUCGAUGCUUACAUCGUCAAGAGCAACCCCAUCAAGCUCCGGUGUCAAGCUCGGCCCGCUCUUCAGAUCUUCUUCAAGUGCAACGGUGAAUGGGUCCACCAGAGCCAGCACAUGUCCCAGGAGCACACCGACAUGGGGACAGGGCUGAAGAUCCGAGAGGUGAUGAUCAACGUGUCACGUCAGCAGGUGGAGGACUUUCACGGCCCGGAGGAUUACUGGUGUCUGUGCGUCGCCUGGAGCCACCUGGGAACCUCCAAGAGCCGCAAGGCAACUGUCCGGAUCGCCUACCUGAGGAAGAACUUUGAGCAAGACCCCCAAGGCACCGAGGUGCCUCUGAAUGGCAUGAUUGUGUUGCACUGCCGUCCCCCAGAGGGAGUGCCUGUGGCUGAGGUGGAAUGGCUGAAAAAUGAAGAGCCCCUCGCCUCUGAAGGUGUCGCUGACACGAGAGGCGACCACAAUCUCAUCAUCUCCGAAGCCCGCCUCUCUGAUUCCGGAAACUAUACCUGCGUCGCCAGCAACAUCGUGGCGAAGAGACGCAGCGCCACUGCCACUGUUGUAGUCUACGUGAAUGGAGGCUGGUCAUCGUGGACGGACUGGUCCCCCUGCAACGUGCGCUGCGGUCGCGGCGUGCAGAAACGUUCUCGCACGUGCACAAAUCCGGCCCCUCUCAACGGGGGAGCCUUCUGCGAGGGCAUGUCGGUGCAGAAGAGCACCUGCAACACACUGUGUCCAGUGGACGGCGGCUGGGGAGAGUGGAGCGAGUGGUCGGUGUGCAGUUCGGACUGUGAGAGGCAGCGCAGCAGAGAGUGCACGGCGCCGGAGCCCAAACAUGGUGGGCGGCUGUGCGACGGCGUGGCGCUGGCUACAGACAACUGCACUGGCGGCCUCUGCACACAGAAUCGAAAGCUGCUACAUGAUGUGAAGCCACAGGGUGUGGAGAACAGCAGUGACGUGGCCUUGUAUUCAGGCCUCGCUGCGGGGGUGGUGACGGUGGUGCUUCUGAUCAUCGCUGUCACUCUUUACCGAAGGAGCCAGAGCGAGUACGGCGUUGAUGUCAUCGACUCCUCGGCCCUCACCGGGGGCUUCCAGUCCUUCAGCUUCAAGACCUCUCGUCAAGCAAACCCGCUGCUUAUUAAUUCAUCCAUGCAACCCGAUCUGACAGUGUCGCGUACCUACACCAGCCCCAUGUGUUUCCAGGACUCCAUCGACAAGGAGCUGAUGGCCGAGCGCUCGCUGCUCGACCCGUUGCCUGAUCUCAAGGUCAAAGGGGUGGCAGAGAGGGCAGAGUACCAUGUCAUGUCCCACCCUCAGACAUUUCCAAGGGGCCUGGCUCCCGACUACAGAGCGGUGGGGACGACGCUGGGCCGAAGAGGCAAAAACCUCUUCACUCCGCAGGUCUCUUUGACUCCCAGCAGGCCUCUCCACAAGGCAACUGCGGUGUUUGGUCAUGCUGGAGGGAGGCUGGUGGUGCCUAACACAGGUAUCAGUCUGUUGGUGCCUCACGGGGGGAUCGCAGAAGACACUACCUGGGAGAUGUACAUGAUCAUCAACCAGGAGGACAGCAGCACUGUGUCCGAGGAGGAGGCAGAGAUCUUUUUGAGCCCUGCAGUCACGUACGGCCCGCCAGGCCUUGACCUGUCCUGUCCCAUAGCCAUGACCAUAGCCCACUGCGCGGAGGUUGCUGCUGAUAAUUGGACCAUUCGGCUAAAGAGGCAAACGCAGGACAACAAGUGGGAGGAAGUGAUGUCAGUGGACGAGGAGAGCACGUCCUGCUACUGUCUGCUGGAGGCCCAGCGGUGCCACGUGUUGUUGGAGCAUCCGGGCCGCUACUCUCUGGUGGGGGAGCCGCUGAACCAGGAGGCAGCCAAGCGGCUGAGGCUGGCCGUGUUUGGUAGUCCGGAUACCAGCAACUCUCUGGGCUUCACCCUCAGGGUCUACUGUGUGGACGACACGCCCCAUGCAUUUCAGGAGGUGGCAGUGGGCGAGCGCAGCAGGGGCGGGCGGCUGCUGGAGGAGCCUAAAAUGAUGCUGUUCCGGGGGAACACCUUCAGCCUCCAGGUGUCCAUCCAGGACGUCCCACAGUUACUCUGGAGCAUCAAGCCUUUCACCACCUGCCAGGAGUUCUCCUUUUCUCAGGUGUGGGCCAGUAACCAGCGUCCCCUGCAGUGUGCCUUCUCUUUGGAGCGAUACAGCCACUCCUCGUCUCAGCUCUCCUGCAAGAUCAGCAUCCGACAGGUCAAAGGCGAGGAACAGAUACUCCAGGUCUACACGUCUGUGGUGGAGAAUGAAAAGGGAGUGGUUCCUUUUUUCACUCAGUCAGACUGCACCAUCACCUCUCAGACAGGGUCAAGGGCCUUUAAAAUCCCCCUGUCCAUCCGUCAGCGGAUCAGCGCCACCUUUGACACCGCCAAUGCCAAGGGGAAGGACUGGCAGCUCUUGGCUCAGAAGCUCCACAUUGACAGGAACCUGUGCUACUUUGCAUGUCAGGAGAGCCCAUCAUCAGUGAUUCUGAGCCUGUGGGAAGUCCAGCACCAGGACUCGGGGGACCUGGACUCACUGGCCAGUGCCCUUGAGGAAAUCAGCAAGGUCCAGUCCCCCAGGACCGCCACUCUUGGCUGCAGCAGAGAAGAGCGGGACUCAGAAUUCACAAAAGUUGGAUACCCGGACAUCAUUAUCUGGAGACACUUAGCCAACUCUCACUCCCGCCUCCUCGGUCUUUUUCUUCCCCGGCAGAGCCAGCAUCCACUUGAACAAAGACAUCCUGAUCAGUUGCUCCACCUGCCCCGUAAACUUAAUAAAGUGACUUUGUGUUGAACUCUGUGUUGGCUCUCUCUUUUCAUCUACUUAAUGAGGUUUUGAAAGGCCUGGCAGCCGACAGACUGUACAGUGUGGAGGAAUCAGCUGAAGUAAAUCUUCAAAUACUGUAUUCAGCCAAGAGAUGAAACAGAGGCCCAUACAAAGUCCAAUUUUCAGAGAUGUAAAUGAACUUCUGCACGUAAGCACUCGUUACAUUUGGCUCGGCGGAGCAUUGCUAAUAUACCGUGUGGAUGCUGCAUUGUGUUGCUGUUUGAGCUGCAUCAAAAGCCUCGGCACGAUUGUGGUAGUCACUUGUCCAAACUAUUCGUGGGACGACUUUUGACUUAACCAAGAGAGAUUUCCUUUCAACGUGCCUGUUACUCCAUUGCUUCUAACCCUUAACCUCAACCUUAACCCUCAAGGUAGCGUUUGAUUUAGAUGCCCGAGGCGUUAGAUGGAAGAUGAAAUCUCCUUUGUCCCAUGCAGGGACAGUUAAUCAGUUUCCCGAAGAAGUAAAAAUUAUACUCAUUACCUAGGUAUAAUUCAGUAUGUUUGGGGGAAAAGCUAUUUGUUUAAUUGCAGAGAGUUAGAUGAGAAGAUUGAGACCCCACCAAGUUCUGUCCAAAGUAGCGCUGCAACAAUUAAUCGAUUAUCUGUCAUCUUUUUUAACAAACGACAACACUCUGAUUCCAGCUUCUUAAAUGCGAAUAUUUUCCAGUUCAUUCACUCUUCUGUGACAGUUUACUGAAUAUCUUUGGGUUGUGGACAAAAUAAAUGAUCUGAGGAAGUCUUCUUGGGAAAUACUGAUCAACGUUUUUUGACGUUUUACAGACCUGACCUGUAAUUAACGGAUAAAUCAGCAAUAAAAAUAAUCAUUAGCUGGUCCAAAUGUAACAAAAUCCGCCAUCCAAAACAAUCAAACUCUCAAAUUGACAUGUGAUACCUUUGUUUGUUUAAUCUAGACAAAAACUGGUGAGAAAUAAUUCAAAUUUUCAGUUUUAUCUUGACUUUAGCAUGGGGCUAUAUCUUGGCUGGGCGCAUUGGUUCAUUGGUUGCUUCUAGUGUUAAUGCCAAGCUAAAGCUAAGCAGUCAGAUUUGGUAUCGGUCUCCUUUUCUGACUUCUUGCCUAAUCUUUCUGAAAAGUCAAACACUUCCUUUCAUGAGCCGAGACUCGCAGUUUCAUAUUCAAGCUGCAAAAUGAAAGGGAUGAAGAUUCAAGUGGGCUCAUGCUGGCUCUGCAGUGGAAAAGCAACUUCCUGCUGAGAUGCGUAUUUGAUGCCAUGGUCGGAACUCCUGAAAAAUCUGUUUUUCAGUGAGCUGUGACUGCCAGAACAGUCAAACCUAUCAGCAGGUCCUUUGUGUCAUUCUUCCUAUAUGGAUCAAAGAACACCAUAUGCAAAACAGAAAAACGCUUAAUAGGGAUUCCUCACUAUCAGCUGAAAAGGUCACUGUGUAUAAAGGUCAAAGCUCGGAGUACUCAGGGAGGAAACGCUCUCUAGACUCACAUGCUGAGUUAGAUCUAAACCUCCACUAAGCCUGUAAAAUACAGAUUAGAUUGCAGGGAAGUCUCAAUAAAAAUUACAUUAGAAGUGUUUGAAGUAACUGUUGGCGCAACUGAUGAUUGUCUGUUGAUUAUUUUCUCCGUUAAUCGAUCCAUUGAAGGCACUCAAAAAUGUUCCCAAAACAGUAACUUGAAGUAUUCUGACUAAAUGUCAAUCUUCCAUCUGAUUUUAUUACAUAAGUUGAAUGUAAAAUGUCACAUUUAAGGCAAAGUUUUCCUGUCAUGUUGAGUCAAAGUGAGAGUGAUUAAAUAUUAAACACAGACUUUUACACAAACCUCGAGUUUAUUCAGUUAUUACCUAUGAAGGUAAGGGGAUCAUCUGCAUAAAAAAGUGUUUUUCAAUCAUUUACUAUUCGAGUAUUACACAUAAAUCUGUUUAAUACUUUAAUUUGUUUCCUGUAAUAAAUCACACACCUAUUCAUUUAAUUGAUUGACAUUGACUCAACAUGAAAGAAAGAUAUUCAUCAAAUUUGACCCUUUACAUUGAACACAUUUGAAAGACUUUCUUGUCAUGAACAUACUUAAUGUCACUGUUUUAUUUGUUUGAGUAUCAGAAAAUACUGAACAAUGUCCAUUACAGCUUCACCUUUACAGCUUCAUAUGAAUCUAUAAAGGUGUUUAUAGACACUUCAAGUGUAAACCAAAGUGAUAUGGACCCAUUGUAAUGUUGUGAGCCUCCAGAUUCGAGAGAAAUGUUACGUUUUGAAGUGUUUUGUCAAAGUUACAUGAAACUGUUAAACCGUAUUUCUGUGGCCAGAGUUUAUAAAGGACACCAGCAUGUA
Molecule: messenger RNA, 5848 nt
Organism: Acanthopagrus latus (yellowfin seabream)
Lineage: Eukaryota; Metazoa; Chordata; Actinopteri; Spariformes; Sparidae
Product: netrin receptor UNC5D-like
Exons: 21
Coding region: 560-3523 (987 amino acids)
Biological process (GO): netrin-activated signaling pathway
Cellular component (GO): membrane
Molecular function (GO): netrin receptor activity; protein binding
Source: RefSeq, a predicted model, not a curated record